AUUACCAUACUAUGAUAGUUACAUGGUUUAGGGCAUGUUUGAAAUGCACUGGUAUCGCGCCCAAACCGCAUAGCCUCUAUCAUGAAGCACAUCAAGAAGGGUUAUAAUCUAUCAUAACACAUACGCAGAAGAUGUCUGAAGCUAUGCAUGCGUAAGCGUAAUAUAAAGGUACUACUGGUAGUGCUCGGGUGUUGCUGUGGGUAGUAAUCCCAGGUAGCACACCUGUUCGUGUAUCUCUGCUCAUCUAUCGGUCAUGAUGCGCUGGCGUCUCCCAGUCACGCAAGAACAAACCAUCACUUGCUACAAUGACUUGGGCAAGCCAGAAACACACGGUCUAGAGCAAAGAUAUGUCAGCCCUAGCACUGGAAUCUGUCAAAAGCUUGUCGUGCAAGCCGUCACUCCCCUCGGCAAACACGAAGUUGCCAUCAGCAACCGCAACAACCAGGCAAGCAAGAUCGCCAUGCGGUUGCUAGACAAUUCCUCUAUUCGAUGGUGGUUCACUUUUAAAUGGAUUAGCUUAUUGUCGUUGUUUGCAUUGAAGCUCUUAUUGUCAUUCGUUUGGCUGCUCGUACAGAUUUUCGUUUCCGCCGAGAUGGCGGAUGACAGUUGGGGGGAUACGGAGAUACAUAACAUUGGAUACUACAAACGGUAUGCUCGCCGAUUCAGUGGUCAGCUAUGGGCAGCUCGUUCGCCUAUUGAGCAUUCUUCGCGCACUAUCGAUGAGGGCGAGAUGGAUAUCCCCACACGUACCCUUUAUCCUCGACUUCUUAUCAUCCACGACCCGAUCCGAAAUGAAUGGGUCCCAUGUGCAGAUCGCGACAUCAUCAUCCAUACCAAAUUCAUCGCCAUCUCUUUCUACUCCGCUGAUGCCUACGCUAAAGGCCCAGAUCAGGAGACAGAAACGGCUCAGUUCAUAGAGGAGGUUCGUGCAGCGGUGCUCGGACAGAAAUACAAUGCAUAUUGGCUUGACUUGGAGUGUGUAGGAAAGAUGCCGUCAGAGAAGAAUCGGGAUGUGUACUGCAUGGCAGAUGUCUACCGUGGAGCAGAGAUGACUUUGAUCAUUCUCGGCAAAUUUGCGGAUGGGGAGAGUAAAUGCUGGAGAGGCUGGGGUGAACGGGUGUGGACUAUGCCCGAAGCCCUCCUGAGCCCCCACCUUUGCUACAAGUUCCGAGAUCGGGAAGCGGUUAUGCCGUUGUCGUUGUUUCAGCUGGCCAACCUGGCCUAUACAUGCUACGAUAUCGAACAGGCUAUCAUCAACGCGUACAGCGGGAAGGAUCCGCUUGAGAGGUUGGAGCGCUUGAUGCUGUUGAAAUCAGCUAUAUGGCGGCGCAAUGCGGCACACGACGUGUACAAGGCUCAGCAUGUGUAUGCGCUGAUGGGCUUUUUUGAGCACCGGAUUCAGCCAAACCACUCGGAGGACGAUAUGCACGCUCUUGUGAGGCUGUCAAUGGCCAAUGACGAUGACCGUAUCGUUGAGCGGAUGGUAUCCAUGCUGCCUUCGACCAUCACCGAGAAGGCAUGUUGGUACUCUGACGAUGAUAUCUACGGUGCCAACCUUUGGGAUAUUCUACCGGAGAUCCAGGUCGCUGGUAUCACGGAGAAUGGAGCUCUUGUGGUUGAUGGGUGUCGGGCGGCAGCUAUCAGAUGGAAAGGUUUCCCGGAGGUUGUACCCGCAACCACAAAUUCGUUGAAAAGGUCCAUCAUCGGUUUCGUUCCGUAUCUCUCGUGGCCAAUCAUUAUCUCUGGACUAUGUAUUGUUACGACCAACCGAGCGGGAGACAUCACACUCGUCGUAAUUGGAGUCGUGCUCCUCCUUGUUUCCCCUUGGCUGUUCGUUUACAGUCAAUCUGGGCGUAUCCUCAGCUCACAACCAUGGUUCAUCGGAGUGAAAGGGGUCAUCAGCAUCGCAGAGGCAGAGAGGCACUUAUACGGUGCUGUCACUGGUGAACACUUCCCAAGAAUGUUUUUCACGCCGAGCGGAUCACAGUUCUCGGCUCCAGAACAAGGCACGAAACGGGCAGGGUCGCCCACACAAUACAGCAAUGCCAAACAAGCAGAUAGCGGACCAGAUGCGGGACACAUCUAUACACUCAUCGACACGUGCUCGUCGACGAUGUACUAUUUCCGUGCGGAGCGACCACCAACGGUGUGUAUAUUCGCGGGACGGGAGGGAGGGCUUGGGAGAUUUGUGCUAUGUUCGGAGAGGUGUAAUAUUAAUGAGCUGCAUAAGGAGAGCGUGUUGAGGAUGCCGACGGAGAUCAGUGAUAAAAUGGAGUUGUGUGGAUGGGUUGCGCUUGGAUGAGAUUGUUUUGCUAUGAAAUUUGCUAUAAGACCUUUCACUGUUCAGGCUUGAAUAUGUAUGUACCAACUUUUGUCGAGCGUUUUUCAGUCACGUGACUUUCGGGCCGUUUAUGCUUUUCAAUGAGCAUCAGUAUUUAUAUCAUCAGAAACAAAGUCAAAACCUCCACUCGACCCAUGCUUAUGUACACCCUCAUCACCAUCCACGUCCUCAUACCUCACUAUCAUCUACGCCCUUGUCCAUACUAGUACUCUCAGCACCAUUGUACACGUGCUCAGAUGCGUGCAAAGGCACUCUCGCAAGACAUGAAACUCGCCGUCAUCUCAAUUCUACUUUGCCAAAUCUUUACUGAU
Molecule: messenger RNA, 2652 nt
Organism: Suillus subaureus
Lineage: Eukaryota; Fungi; Basidiomycota; Agaricomycetes; Boletales; Suillaceae
Exons: 3
Coding region: 254-2302 (682 amino acids)
Source: RefSeq, a predicted model, not a curated record